AUGGCCAUGACGAUAGCUCGUGUAUGUAUUUCUGUAGCUGCAGUAGGCUUAAUUGCUUCUGGUCUGGUGUUUUAUCGCCGAACGACUGGUGACAACGGGUCUCUUUUCUCUAUAAACGCACUAGACACUGAACCUAAAUCUGAAAAGCUUGUGCCACAACAAGCCUAUGCUAGCAUUCCAGAAUUGAGGUCUGAUUUAGAUGAAGAAUUAAUAGGGUAUGAAGAAGCAGUAUCGUCCUUACCCGCUCUAACUUCAAGUCUAAAUAAUUUCGAAGUUUUACAUAACACCAAUAUGACACUUGAACAAGAACGAGGUGAACCAAAUAAUAAUAAUAUCCCUCCGAACCACACGGUUGCAACGGAUGACGAUUGGGUAGCCAUAUCGAAUGUUAGUGGAGCUGGCCCAAGUAUGACGUAUACAUCUGAGCCGGUAAACGUGAAUGAUCCUGUAUCUUCUACAGCGUCUGAAUCUCAAACGCAGGAUCAUUCAGAUGAAACAAAUGCUAGUGCCCCCGCAAGGUUACGCCGUUGUGAUAAUACAAUCCUAACACCCCUGUUUAUGCUCGGUCGGGACGAAAAUAGUUCCCAAGAUGAUGAUGAUGACGACGACGAUUACGAUGAAACAUCAAGUUAUUCUCUUCUUUCUCAGUGGUCCGAUGACGAUAAUGGCGUUGUUGUGGAAGGACGCACCAUCAUCCACCAACUUCAAGAACCUCCAAUGGAUAGUGAAGAUGAUGAAGAUAUGGUCUUAACAAGGUCACAUAGUACUUAUGGUGGAGCGAUGACAGGAUCUGAUGCUUCUCUAAGCACCUUAGGGGGAACUCACGUAGGCGGAGGGGGGGCUACGGAAACUAGGAGUUUAGCUACAGUAUCACGUUUAUCGUUCUCCUCAGAUGAUGGUUCUGAUGUUGUACCAAACAUAAGGGACGGAAUAUCAGAGGUUGAGACAACGGAUACCCAGAGCAAUGUCGGCCAUCGCCAAAGUAGUACGGUGGAGGGCAUGAUGGAUAAUAACCUUUACUACUCGCUUAUAGAAGAUUGUCCUCCACCCUAUGAGGCUGUCGCAAGGAUGCCAGAAAAUCGGGGUAUAGCUGAUCUCAGUAUGACCUCUUUGGAAGGCCAGGUGCAAGCUCUUGUGUCCAACCUGUCUACACUUACCUCGGUUGCACGUUCGAUUCUGACUCUACACGCAGAACAAUUGGACGGCCGUCGCACAUUAAUGAAAAACACAUUACGUCGUGCAGCGGUGGUAUUAAGUGAUCUCGCAUCGGAACUUGAUGUAGCAUCUGCAUUUGCCGAUUUGGUUGGACUUCACGAUACCAUCAGCCCACAGGGAAAUGAAAAUACAGCAUCACAAAGCCACAUCGAACCUUGCAGGUGUCCUACCUGUACAAGUUUUGAGAAUAUGGCUGCACAGUUUUAA
This is a messenger RNA of Babesia sp. Xinjiang, 1422 nucleotides long. RefSeq lists its product as uncharacterized. The transcript has a single exon. Lineage: Eukaryota; Apicomplexa; Aconoidasida; Piroplasmida; Babesiidae. The record is from RefSeq and is a predicted model, not a curated record. The coding region runs from base 1 to 1422 and encodes 473 amino acids.